UUCCCUUCCUUUUUGAUUCUUUUUCGGGCAAUCCGGCUUUUGUUGUUUUCAAAAGCCUCCGCCCUCGCAUUUAAUCCCCCACCAACGGUUUUCGACCCGUCGACUGUGGGAGGUUCGUUUCGAUCAACACCACCGCCACCGCUAGACAGGCGUGCGCUAUCUAUCCUUAUCUGGUCGGGUUUGCAGCGUUUUAUCGAUAGAGAGUAUUAGAGAAAAGGAAAAACCGCCAUCAUGCCUCCCAAGAAGCAGAGCAAUGAGCCCAAGAAGAAGAAGGCCACGGUCGAGGACAAGACCUUUGGCAUGAAAAACAAAAAAGGUGCCCAGGCCAAGAAACAGAUCGAACAAUUAAGAACCCAGGAGAAGUCGAACAAAUCCGCUGAUGUGAAGCGGAAAGAGGCCGAGAAGGCCCGUCGUGAGGCUGAGAAGAAGGCCGCCGAUCAGGCGAAGAAGGAGGCGGCCGAGCUGUUCAAGCCGGUGCAGGUGCAGAAGAUUCCCUUCGGUGUGGACCCCAAGACCGUUCUGUGUGUCUUCUUCAAGCAGGGCAAUUGUGAAAAGGGAAAGAAGUGCAAGUUCAGUCACGAUCCGAAUGUGGAGCGCAAGGCUGCUAAGAAGGAUCUGUACACCGAUUCCCGAGAUGUGAAGGCCACGGAAGAAGAGAACAAGAAGAAGGAUACGAUGGACGACUGGGAUGAAGAGAAACUGCGCAACGUCGUCCUCAGCAAGCACGGAAACCCGAAGACGACUACUGAUAAGGUCUGCAAGUUCUUCAUCGAGGCGGUCGAGAACCAGAAGUACGGUUGGUUCUGGGUCUGUCCCAAUGGAGGUGACACCUGCAAGUAUAAGCACAGUUUGCCCCCUGGAUUCGUCCUGAAGACGAAGGAGCAGCGUGCGGCUGAGAAGGCCUUGAUGGACAAGUCCCCGCUCAACACCCUAACGCUAGAAGACUGGCUUGAAAGCGAACGACACAAGCUCACGGGCAAUCUGACACCGGUUACCCCGGAAACCUUCGCCGAGUGGAAGAAGCAGCGUCUGGACAAGAAGCAAGCCGAAGAACAAGCCCGCAAGGCCAAGGAAGCCACUGGACGAACAUUGUUUGAGAGCGGUAACUGGCGUGCCGAGGAUGAGAGCAGCGAUGAGGAGGAUGACGACGAUAGCUUCAACCUGGCUGCCCUCCGCAGGGAGACGGAACGGAUCCGGGAACAGAAGGAAGAAGAACGGCUGGCGAGACUGCAUGGGACACCGGUACCGAUUUCGAACGACGAAACCAUUGCACAGGAGGGUGAAGGCUGA
Molecule: messenger RNA, 1290 nt
Organism: Aspergillus nomiae NRRL 13137
Lineage: Eukaryota; Fungi; Ascomycota; Eurotiomycetes; Eurotiales; Aspergillaceae
Product: translation machinery-associated protein TMA46
Exons: 4
Coding region: 232-1290 (352 amino acids)
Biological process (GO): cytoplasmic translation
Cellular component (GO): cytosol
Molecular function (GO): mRNA binding; metal ion binding
Source: RefSeq, a predicted model, not a curated record